This is a messenger RNA of Laccaria bicolor S238N-H82, 420 nucleotides long. RefSeq lists its product as uncharacterized. NCBI's taxonomy places the organism in Eukaryota, Fungi, Basidiomycota, Agaricomycetes, Agaricales, Hydnangiaceae. The transcript has 3 exons. The record is from RefSeq and is a predicted model, not a curated record. Bases 1 to 420 code for a protein of 139 amino acids.
AUGGGGUCCGGUAAUCAAACCGGCUGUCCGGCUAGCCCCUUACCAUUUGAUGGAUUCAACCACUGGGCUCAUGUUACACGUUACAAGCCCAAAAUAAGCAACCGUUCGUCCUGGAUACGUGGCGUACGCCUGAGCACUCUGCGAGUGCUCAGGCUGAACGACCAUGGCGUUACCAACCAAGCCUCUCUUACAUGUUACAUCGAGGAAAUAGCCAACACAACGGGGCCUGCGUUACGCGUUACGGUUGGUACCAUACACACAGCUACAGUACUAACAAACUUGCUAACAAAGGCAUAUUCAUAUAAUCAUGGCAGGGCGAUGGGUCUGAUGAAGCUCAGAGACUGCACAAUUUUUUCAAAACAACUCACUAUGAUUUCCUACCCCCUUGUCCAGGAGUCGAACCUAGCUCUCGCCCCAUAG